Molecule: messenger RNA, 6440 nt
Organism: Solea solea (common sole)
Lineage: Eukaryota; Metazoa; Chordata; Actinopteri; Pleuronectiformes; Soleidae
Gene: zbbx
Product: zinc finger, B-box domain containing
Exons: 21
Coding region: 306-3611 (1101 amino acids)
Biological process (GO): cilium movement
Cellular component (GO): motile cilium
Molecular function (GO): zinc ion binding
Source: RefSeq, a predicted model, not a curated record
CGCUGUGAGUGGAGUACAGGUUGCAGGCUCCGUUAGCAACUCAGGCCAUUAUUGUUAACAGCUGCAGGGAUGGUACAAGAGACGUGUUGUCAUGGUAACGAGGAACACAAACGCUCGGGGCGCAGGAAGUGAGGCGUGUUGUUGAAACAUUCGUUUAGGAAACGGAACAGUAAAUGAUGCCGAAAUGAAAGGUUGACUGCACUGUCACGAGCAGGUGAAGAGUCACGGAGAUUGAGAAGAGACUCUUUGUAAAAGGCACGGCGAAAUACGCGAGAGGAAUACCUGAGCCCCCAGAAAGAGGAGACAUGAAUUUAAAUGACUUUGUGGUGCUUCCUAACAACAAGGCCACAUCCGUCAAACUCAAUGGCAGGGACCUGAAAGAGCUGCAGAUGGAGACUGUGACUUUGACCAGGCAGAACAAUGACAUGGAGGAGAAACUGCGGCAGCUGAAAGAGAGCAUGAGCAAAGAGAAGGAGGAGAGGGGGCAUUCAGCAGGGUUCAGAUGGAAGUCUGGACAAAGUGGCUCUUCAAACAACAAUGCUCGAACAAACAACACCAAGAAGGACAAGGAGAACAGACUCCAAAAGCUGUCAGCAGGCAAGAUGAAGAUUCGAAUGCUGAAGGAUGAACCACUAACAGCCCCACCUCAGCUACCACCUGCCAGUGUUCUUCAGAGGACAAGAAAAAACAGGCUGAGGGGAACAGUCUGUGGACAGUGUGAAGUCAAGACUGCUGGACUAAAGUGUGCUGAAUGCACAGAGAACUACUGCAUUGCCUGUUUUGUGAGGUUUCACCAGAAGGGGGCACUGAAGCUCCACAGAACGAUCCCCAUUAAGACAGAAUUACAAACCCUUGUGAGCACUCAAGAUGUUCUCAGUAACAACCAGACCAGACCAGGAGAACAGAGCCUAGAAAAAGGUGGUGCAGCCAUGGCAACACCUAUGCAACUGCACUCUGAUCCUAACCAGGUGUUGGUUGUGAAUCAUUCAGAGGAGAGCAAUUUUGGAUUCGAGCCGAAAAGCAAGGCUGAGCAGGGAUUUCCCACUUGCCUUCUAGGAGGAGAAUAUGAUGAAGAAGAGUCUGCAAGGUCUUUCCAGGAGGCUCUCAGGCAGUGGAGGGGAGAGACAAAUGAUGAAGCAGGAGACCACAUGGAGGAAAAUGAGGUUGCUAUGUGGAUACCUGUUCGCCCAGUUUUAGUGUCAGCUAUAGCAACCCAGGCUGACCUCACUGCAGACAGAGAAGUUGAAGGACGAGGAUGCGGAGAAGGACAAGGGAGGAUACCUGUCAGGGUGGAGUUCACACCAAACAGCCUUACCUACACAGACAGAUUGCUUCUCAAGAAGCACCGCAGAACACCUAUUGAAACAUACGUGCCUUCGUCGACUUUGGCUGCAGAUUCAAAGUCACGAUCUGAACUUGACUCAGAGGAGGAGGUCGGCCUGACAGCUCAGGAGGAAGAUUUCCGUCUCUACUAUGCAUCAUUGUUUGCUGUCCCUGUCAGCAGGGGCAAGGCUCAGGCUCAGAUUACCACACCUGAAUCGUGCCUUGUCAUAGAUGUCCAGGAUGAGACAGACACGGAUAUAAAUGGAGACUGUGCAGAGAAGAGGAUGAACAGCAACAGAGAGGUUGUCUUGUCUGAGCAAGGAAGAACACUGGUGCCCCAAAUGACCUUGACCAGCGAGGGGCCCUCAAGAGUCAGCCUGUCUUCUCCCAGUCCACCGCAGCUAUCCAGACUGUGCGGAUCACCAACGCAACCUAAACCCACUCACAAGCGUCGACCGUCUAAGGCUGAGACUUCAAAAGCAAAGCACUCAAUGAAAUCUUCACCCUCUCAAACUGUGCCACCAUUAUGCCCGACUGCCGAGACUCCAAGGACUUCCCGGACAUCCAUCAGGACACCGGCCUUAAAUUCACAAAAGCCCAUGUGUUACUCCACUGUACACAAAUCAAGUGCUGACCAUGGGUCAUCACAACCUUUGUCCUCGUCACCAAAUUCCCAGCAUGAGAUCCUUAAAUCCUCUCGCUCCCCCUUUUCAUUUACACCUGAUGAGUCUCUUCACCUGCAUCCAACUCCUCCUCCUCCUCCUCCACCUCUUAGGUCUACAUUCACAGUCUCACCAUCAAGCUCUGCCGAGUCACCUUCGUUGCCCAGAGUUAACCGUUCAACCCCAUUACACCAAAGUUCAGACUCAUAUCUGUCUUCCAAUAUAUUCCCCAGACCAGUCUCAUCCCUAAAGCUGUCACAAUCACCACCAAGCAAUCUGGAUUCCCCAAAGCAAUCCCAGCGUUCCUUGUUUGAGCCCGAGUCCCUCCUAUCUGAUGAUCAACUUCGGUUGCCGCAGUCCGACAGGCCAGACCCACAGCCGAAAUCCCUGGAACUAAAUCACUCACAGACAAACCCUGUGCCAUUCAGUGCAACUGUAACGACUCCAUCAAGUUUAUCUCUGUUUAAUGAGUCCCUUCCAGAUGCAAACUUGAGAUAUAAGUCAAUUCCGCCAUAUGGGGAUGCUCCAGUUUUAAUGUCCACAUCCUUCAUCUCUGGUAGCCACAAAUCAACUCUUUCUCGUCAGGUCACAGAGUGUGUCUCAUCGCUUUCAUCGCAUCCUUUAAAUGUAAACCAGAAUAUUUCUUUAGCUGUGAAAAUGGAGAAGGAAGAGGCACCAUCAGUGGACAGUGGAGAUGAAAUGUCAAGUGAUAGUCUGGUUCUGGCUCCACAUGUGGAAGAAGCAGAGACACAUGGACAUUUAACCAGAGGGAGAUCCAGAGAAGAAGAGCAACAACAUUCUGCCACAUCUCAUUGCAGAGAUUCCUUUGUUCAUACCGAUGAUGAAAUAGUAAAAGGUCUGCUGACUGAUGAGCCGGAACAGCUGUCAGAAACAUCCAUGGUGAUGUCCUACUGGAGUGCUGGGUCUGCAUCAGAGGAAUCCUGUGAUGUGAGUCUGGAUUUGAGUCGUGGUCACUCUGACCCACUGCAAACACACCAACCUUCACCCAACGAGUCAGACCCACCAGACUCUCAUGGACCACACAGCCGCCUCAGAGCCUCCACUGAGAGACACCUGGUUUUCAAAAUGAUGGACAACCACAUGCAGCCAAGCGAAAUUCAAAUGCGCUCAGCCACAACCUCCAGCAGAGGAGAAAUAUCAGCAAAUGAACGAGGAACAUCUGGAUCAAAGUGGUCCGGCAGGUCCACUCCAACUGUGUCACACCCCGCGAUGACAAACCCGAGUCCUCUUCCUGAAACUAUGUUUCCCCUCCGCUCUGCCCGCUCGUCUCGCCCUACACUGGGCUCAGACUUGGGUCCAGCCUUUCAUCCGGUGUCCCAGGCAGCCCAAGAGAUCAUGGAGAUCUGUAGUGUGGACCAGACAGGCUGUGAGGACCCUGACCUGGACAGUGACACAGCUGCACACCAUCUCCAUAGUCUUGAGCAAGAACUUAAGAUUAUGACCAAAGAAACAGGGACACAGGCUUCAUCAUCCGCUGCUGUUAACAGCAGAAGUCAAGUUUUACAUGGGAAUCAGCCACUGACACGGGUCAGAGUCACCAAGGAACAAAAGGAGGAAGAGGAGGCUGUGCAGCGAGACCGGCGGAGUGUCCUGUCUCUACCCUGAGAUAAUAAGCUGCACAGAUACACUCAUCACACACAUAUACACAUUAUAUUAACAAAUAUACAUGGAAGCAAUCAAAAACGUGCAAUAAAUGUGAAUGAAAUCUGGUUCACAGGGUGUAAAGACUGAUGCGGAUGCCCUUUAACCUCUGAGGCGAAGGCCUAAUCCACUCAUAGGGGAAUAGGUUGUGUGCAGUACUACAAAGUGAGAUUAGUGGGUUGGCGAGGUAUGUUGAGUUUAAAGCCAGAGAUUUCUGUGUCACAUAGUUGGCACUAUUUUAACCCUAAUCCUCCAGAUUGCAAAUUACGUUGUUGAUAUAACCUGGUCCAGACCAGGUUAUGUUCACAGCUGCAGCUUAAAAUCAGCUAUAAAAGGUUUUCUACUUACGUGUUCUGCAAUUUUGUUAUUUGAAGCAGCUUUUUAGGGCACUAGCUUGAGCCACCACUACUUUUGGCUGUUUAUUGUUUUUUUUUUAAAUAUUAUUAUACCUCUUUACUAUUAAUAACCUGUUACUCCUGAUUGAAGUUGACAGACCCUUACAUACAUAAAGAGUGAGAUGAUGCCUCAAAUGCCCCGUUUUUGAAUGCUCAUGGAGCAUGAUGAAGAAAACCUGUUGUGUACUGUUGGGAUAGUUGUUUCCUCUGGUUUGGGAUUCAGGUUUUGUUGAGCCAGAGUAAGCAAAGAAAGCCUGGCUCUGUUGAACAUGCUUCAUAGUACAACCCUGGAGGAAAACAACAAAAGUAAAAACAAAGAUAAAAUGAACUGUGUAUGUAUGUGUAAGCAUUUUAAAAGUCCACUUAGCAGCACACAACAACUAAACAACACGCCUGAUUUGCACGCAGACGUCAAACAGGAGACGCAGCAGUUUUCCCAAAUGUGCAUUUUUAGAGACUCACAGUUGCACAGGAAACUUUCUAAAAAAUAUCCACCUUUUGUGUAGACUACUUGGGCAAAUAAGAUAAAUUAAAUGCUUUAAAAAAACAUUGUUGGCAAGUGUUUAAACAAGGUUGGGAUUUGAGUCAGCAUUCAUACAUUAUUUUAAUAACGGCACAUGAAACGCUUUGGACUACAAAUCUGUGGAUGUAUUAACUGAAAGCACAAAAACAAUCGAGUUGGAAGUAAACAUGGAUAAGUGUAAGAGGUGAGAGAAGAGACAAAAUGGUGACAUGUCGUUCUACUUCUCAGCAGGAGUCUGUGACAAUGCCCUUGAUUGUGUCUCUGUGUAUGUGCAACUGCACACAGACACUUUAAGAGACAGAUGUUGAGGUGCACUUGACUGGUUCCACUUUUACCAACAGGAAAGAAACACGUCUUUCUAUUCCAGAGUUUGGUGUUAAUAAGGUUAGGGUGGCGCUGUCUUUCCUUUCACACAUGCACACACCUGUGGGAGACUCCUGCAGGUGAUAAAUUGUGUUUUUAGGGAAAGAGCAAGGAACUGUGCCAGUGGUCGCCGCUGCUGCUGCUGCCAUCUCUCCCUAUGACUGUGCAGAAGUUGGGGAAGAUAAACACCAGGUGCUGGAACUGGUUUGUCAUCUCUGUAGUGAAUGUGUCCUGUUGGUGUGUGUUUAUUUGUGUUUCUUUUCCUCAGCUUUUGCAUUACUCCCCCACAGCAGGUCCUUAUCUAUUAUAGCUGCCACUGUUGUCAGCUGAGCUCACAACCCAGCAUCCGUUGGUUUAUUGUCAAGAAAAUCACGGCUUAUUUGUGCAAUGCAGUGCGGUUGUCUGUGUGAAUAGGAGCAUAUGCGUUUUAUGUUAUUUCAUGUGUCCAGACGUUAAUCACCAGGAGAGGACCACAAAAGCCCUGAAAUCCAACAGCAAUCACAGUAAAACUGACCGAUAGGGCAGGGACAUAGAGACAGAGAGACAGACCAAGUGAUAGAUGAGGAGAGGUGAAAAGUCAGAUCUUUCUUAUUGUGUUAUUGUGUCCGUCACUGAGUUUAUCACUUAAUGUUAAAGAGAAGAAAAAUAAAAAGGUUUCUGGGUUUAACCCCCACCCCAUCACUCACAAACGAAGAAAGAGGCUGGAAAAGGAGCGAUGACCUCUGUUGGAUUGGUGGAGUGUUGGCGUUGUGAGACUGUGUUGUUGUUGAAACUGUCAGGAAGACGGCGAUGAAGUGGAUAAGUUGACAUUUAACCCCACAACCCUUUAACUGAAGCUCAGACUUGGUGUGUUGUAAAACAGUGUGUGCUUUCAGGGUAAAUUUAGUCAACAUUUUUCAAGAAACAUUUGGAAAAAGCUAUAUACUUUAAUUCUUAAACAUGCCCCCAUAUCCUAAAUCCUAGACAUUAAAGGCAAAACAAAUUGAAGAAUGAUCCUUCCAUUUCUCCCCAAGUCAGUGAGGUUUUUAUUUAUUGUUGGGUUGCCUUUUUUUUUCUUGACAGCAAGUUACAUGGUGGAGAUAUGUUGUUUUGCCUCUGGCUGCAUGUCCACUUGUUUUCUGAUGAAAACCCAUUCAAUUUCCUCACACAGAAUGCCCUGAAAGGAUUCCCUUGUUCACAGACUCUUAUAAGUCACCUACAGUGAGCCACAGGGGAGAGCAGCUGCAUCCAUGAAAAGGGUAAAAUAGAAGAAAAGACACUCAUAAUGUAGAAAGGGAUCGGUUUCCAUGUAUAUAUUAUGAACUUAUUAUAUGAGUUAUAUUGUAAUAUCACAAAUAUUGUGUGUGAAGUCAGUUGUGCAUAAUCAAGGCUUUAGACAAUUUUUUAGAGACAGAAUUUUUUUGUUAGUUUAGUGCGAUCUUGUCCUGGCUUUGGAAUAAGACUAACUAUGAGUCAUGUUGAUGUAGAAUGUUAUUUUCCCCCCAUGUUACAAAAUUAAAAUCUGUUAUUGCA